Molecule: messenger RNA, 369 nt
Organism: Racocetra fulgida
Lineage: Eukaryota; Fungi; Glomeromycota; Glomeromycetes; Diversisporales; Gigasporaceae
Source: the annotation of a GenBank genome assembly
AUGCCGACUGAAGAAAAACGCGAAAAUGAUUCAUAUGAAUCAGUAAAUAAAGAUGAUAAGACUUUGGAGAGAAGAAUUAUUAGAAAAUGCGAUCUUUAUGUGCUACCAAUAUUGGCUAUGACAUAUUUGCUGGGUAUCGUCGAUCUUUCAAACAUAGGAAACGCCAUCGUAGCAGGAUACGACUACAAUUACCUUAAGACCACUCCUUUUUAUUUUACUCUUGCCAUAUCUACACAUUUCAUCGGUUAUAUGAUAUUUGAAAUCCCUUCAAACUUGGGUGCACCUGCAUUACAGAAACGUAAUUCGGAUUUUCAAAAAUAUGUCGUGAUUAUUAGACUUCAUGUUACUCUUUGCAAUCUUAUUGGUUGA